Messenger RNA from Penicillium maclennaniae, 657 nucleotides. RefSeq lists its product as uncharacterized. Gene Ontology annotation, biological process: protein refolding; cellular response to unfolded protein; vesicle-mediated transport. The transcript has 5 exons. Bases 1 to 657 code for a protein of 218 amino acids. The record is from RefSeq and is a predicted model, not a curated record. Gene Ontology annotation, cellular component: plasma membrane; cytoplasm; nucleus. Gene Ontology annotation, molecular function: heat shock protein binding; misfolded protein binding; ATP hydrolysis activity. NCBI's taxonomy places the organism in Eukaryota, Fungi, Ascomycota, Eurotiomycetes, Eurotiales, Aspergillaceae.
AUGACCGUAUUGAGAUUAUCGCUAAUAAUUAGGGCUACUAAGGACGCUAGUCUUAUUACCGAUCUUAAUAUCCUCUAUAUUAUUAAUAAGCCUACCGCUACUACUAUACCUACGGAGGGUGAGCGUAAUAUCCUUAUUUUUGAUCUCGGUAAUAGUAUCUUCGAUAUAUCUCUUCUAACUAUUAAGGAGGGUAUCUUCGAGGUUAAGGCUACCGCUAGUAAUACUUACCUUAGUGAUAAGGACUUCGAUAACCGUCUUAUUAACUACUUCGACCUCUUCCGCGGUACUAUAAAGCUCGUUAAGCGUGUCCUCCGUGACGCUAAGAUCGAUAAGGCUUUUAUCUACGAGAUUGUCUUUAUUGGUAGUUCUACCUAUAUCCCUAAGAUCCAGAAGCUUAUCUCCGACCUCUUUAAUAAGGACGCUAAUAAGUCUAUUAAUCCCGAUAAGGCCGUCGCUUAUAGUACCAUUAAGGUUACCUACGAUCUUAAUACUAAUAAUAUUAUAAAUAUCUCCGCUAUUAAGAAGGGUAUAGGAAAGACCUAUAAGAUCACUAUCUCUAAUAAUAAGGGUUAUCUCUCUAAGGAGGAGAUCGAAUAUAUACUCUCUAAGGCUAAGAAAUAUAAGGAGGAGGAUAAAGCUAAGGCUAGCUAUAUUUAG